GAUGUUGAUGAUGUCGCAGGUACGGUGCGCAUCCUUGGGGAACAUUUCGGUCAUGAGGGGGACAAGAUCGUCUACGUACCUACGCCUAGUCUUGACCCGAACGACCCUCUCAACUGGAGUAUGCGUCGGAAAUGGAUUUUGUUAGCAUGUGUUACUCUAUAUACGCUUGCCAGCGCCUUGUCUGCUUCGGCCUUGUUCGCCAUCUUCACCCCCCUUAGCGAAGCGACAGGAUUGACCAUCGACCAAUUGAACCAAGGUACCGGCUAUUCUUACUUUGCCAUCGGUUUCGGCCCGCUCAUCCUCCAGCCGGCCUCUCUGGCCUUUGGAAAACGACCCGUCUACGUCCUUUCCAUGUUGAUCUGUUGCGGCUUGAAUAUAUGGACCCCUUUCGCCGCGACCUAUGGGCAAUGGGUCAGCAACCGACUUCUCCUUGGAUUCUUCGGUUCGCCCUCGUUUUCCCUGGCUGAAGUCUCUAUCUCCGAUGUGUUCUUUGCGCACGAGCGAGGUCUACCCAUGGGCCUCUAUGUGUUCUUCCUUUAUCUCGGCGCUACCUUGGCGCCUCUUAUGGGCGGCUUCAUCUUCAACGGUAUGGGAUGGAAAGCCGUACUGUUCCUCAACGCGGGUUUCAGCGGACUCGUCGCCAUCUUCUGUUUCUUCUGCAUGCAAGAGACCAACUUUGAUCGUCAAAAGGCUUUCGACCGUCAUCUGGAUCAGGGUGACGAGAACGGAAGCGUCGAGCAUAGCGAGAUUCCGAUGCAGGCUCGUAUCGAGGAUGAAAAUCCCGACGACAAGAAGGAUCAUGAUCACACCCAUCGAAUGUCAGAGGCGGUCGUCGAACCUCACAUACCUAUCAGCACGGUCCCGCUAAGGCCUUGGCGGCCGUGGAUGGAAGCGGUUACCUUAUCUCCACAUGCUGCUGGAAUAAUGAGUCGAGGGGUCUUUCAACCGAUAGCUUUGCUGGGGUUACCAAUGGUAUGGUGGCUCGGGCUUAUGUAUGGGAUCUAUCAAAUCUGGUUCAACACGAUUGGAUCUCUCAUCUCAUUCACACUGUCGGCGCCACCUUACUCGUUUGGAGUCUCGGGAGUCAGCUUGUCCUACAUUUCGCCCUCCCUUACUUCCAUCCCGGGGGCGGUAUUUGGAGGCUAUAUCAGCGACGUUUACUGUAUGCGCCAAGCCAAAAGGGCAGGAGGAACGCUCGAGCCCGAAAUGCGGCUCAAACUCUUCUGGAUCCCCUCCAUCCUGAUCGUCGGCGGUCUCUUGAUGAUGGGCCUUGGUCCGUACUACGAAGCACAUUGGAUCGUCUUUGUCCUCGGCAUGGGGGUGCUGAACAUGGCAGGACCUUUCGCUACGGUCUUGAUCCUAAACUACGCUUUUGAUGCUUAUCAUCCCAUCGUCCCGAAAAACCAUUAUGGCCCUCAAGCGGCGGCACCGUACAUCAUCAGUAUGAUGAUCAUCGCCAUGUCUAUGGCGUUCGGCUACGGCUACUGCGUUACACCUUGGAUCACCGGUCUUGGCUUCCGAGAUUUCGGUAUUACCGCCGCGGCCGUCGCAACAGGGUUCAACUUAUCAGUGUUGAUCAUGAUUAAGUGGGGCAAAAGUUUCCGACGUCGAGGUCAGGGAUAUUAUCGCAAAGUCAUCAACUGGUAGAGCUCUUUCCGCUGAAGGUACCGAACCAUCGGAAGGAUUCUUGUAUAUAUCCGAAUUGUAUGUCGAGCGUCACAUUGUAACUUCUCGGUUUGAGCACCGGUCUCAUCAGUAAAUUCUGCGGUAUCGAUGUACCGAUGACCCAGGCUGAUGUAGCGUUUCAUUUGGGAAUCGUUUGCCGCCCGCGUCAGGUCCUGCUUUCGACGCCAUAGAUACCAGUUAUUUCUCUUCACAUUACUUUGUACAACGUCGCAAACCCUGAGAUCUAUUUAGAACAUAUGAGUGCCCUGAUUCGGGGGAAUG
This is a messenger RNA of Filobasidium floriforme, 1947 nucleotides long. Its product is annotated as major facilitator superfamily domain-containing protein. Gene Ontology annotation, biological process: transmembrane transport. The annotation marks the transcript as partial. The transcript has 9 exons. The record is from RefSeq and is a predicted model, not a curated record. Gene Ontology annotation, molecular function: transmembrane transporter activity. NCBI's taxonomy places the organism in Eukaryota, Fungi, Basidiomycota, Tremellomycetes, Filobasidiales, Filobasidiaceae.